AUGUCCUCCCGGUUUGAAGCCAAAUCCCUCAUCCUCGCCUUCAACUCCUCGAUAGAAUUCUCCGAGGGGUUGACGGUGAGGACGCUCCAGCCGGGCUUCUUCUCGUCGUCGUCUUCCUCCGAGUCGAACCCGAAAGCUGUCCAAUCGAGGGCGCUCCUCGGUGACGGCUCCUGGAGCGCCGGGGCUUCGGAGAGGAAAGGGUGCCGGAGGAGCUGCUCGCACGACAGCCGUUCGACGGGGUUCCUCUUCAGGCAUUUGUCGAGGAAAUCUCGGCCGCUCUUCGACAGCUCCGCCGGGAAUUCCGGCACCUGGUCGCCGAGAGCGAUCCUGAGCAGCACGCCGCCGGCGUCCUCGUGGUCGGUCACCUUCCACGGCGGCUUCCCGGUGACCAUCUCGAUGACCGUGCAGCCCAGCGACCAGACAUCGGACGCCGGCGAUGUCGCCUCGCCAGCGACGACCUCCGGGGCCAUCCACAGUGGCGUGCCCGAGGAGUUCGCCGCCGCCGUGCUGGAGAUCCUCCUUGACGAGCCGAAGUCGGCGAGCUUGGCCUCGCCCCAGUGGGAGCCCACGAGGACGUUCCGGCCCUUAACGUCGCCGUGGACGACCCCAACGCCGUGGAGGUACUGGAGGGCAAGCGACAGACAGCGGGCGUAGGAGCGGACCGCCGGCUCGUCCACGGCGCCGCCGCCUGCACGCCAGCGAGCAGACAACUCCGCCGCCGUUCCGCCGGGCACAUACUCCAUGAGCAGGUUCCUGUACGUCCCCGAGGCGAGCUCCGUCGUGGUGCCGUCCCCAAGGUAGGAGACGACGUACGGCGAGCUGAGGGAGCGGAGAAUUUGGAUCUCGUUCUCCAGGGACUGAACCGCGGACCCUAGAGAGGAGGAAGAACAAGAAGCGGCGACGCCGCCCUCCAGCCUUACGGACUUCACGGCGAAAAUCCCUCCGCUGGACUCGUCGAUGGCGAGGCUGACCGUUCCGAACGAACCACUCCCUAUGCAGCGCCCUCGCACCCAUCUGCCGCAGGUAGGAGGAGGAGGAGGAGGAGGAAGAGUCGCCGUCGCCGGCGCCGGCGCCAGAGAAGGAGGCAGACCCAUCUUGGUCUCUGGGAAGAAAGAGUGA
Spirodela intermedia is the source of this 1119-nucleotide messenger RNA. NCBI's taxonomy places the organism in Eukaryota, Viridiplantae, Streptophyta, Magnoliopsida, Alismatales, Araceae. The record is from the annotation of a GenBank genome assembly.